AUUCCCAUGAUUCAAUAGUCAAAAUGGUUGGUUUGAGGAAUUCAAUCGGCGAGGUGAACAUUUAAAAGUGAUCGGGAUAGAUCAGCUGCAUUCAUUUCACAACACAUGUAAAUGUUCCCAAAAGGAACAAUAUUAUUUGCAUGAUAGCACAUGGUACAUUGAUGCAUUAUGUCUAAUUUCCACAUAAAUGUCGAAACUGACCAGCCAACGAAUCGUCAUGAGAAAAGUUUAGGACUUUUGACAACAAAGUUUGUGACACUGCUGCAAGAAGCGAAAGAUGGUGUAUUGGACUUGAAAGUGGCAGCAGACCAGCUGGCAGUCCGGCAAAAAAGGAGAAUAUAUGAUAUUACUAAUGUCUUAGAGGGUAUAGGACUCAUUGAAAAGAAAUCUAAAAAUAGUAUUCAGUGGAAGGGUGCUGGACCAGGAUGCAACAACAGGGAAUACUCCGAUAAACUGUACUCUGUGCAAGAGGAACUCGAAGAAUUGAGAAGAAAAGAAAUGGAAUUGGACCAACACAAAGCUUGGAUACAGCAAAGUAUUAAAAAUGUUACUGAUGAAGUCGAAAAUACACGAUUAGCAUAUGUGACGCAUGAAGAUAUAUGUCGUUGUUUUAGAGGGGAUACUUUGUUAGCAAUACAAGCCCCAUCAGGAACCCAGUUAGAAGUACCUGUACCUGAACUGGGACCAGGUUUAAAGAAGAAUUAUCAGAUUCAUUUAAAAAGCAGCUCUGGACCUAUAAAUGUUCUGUUAGUUAAUAAAGACUCUGACAACCAGUCACCUAUGGUGACGCAACUCCCACCUGCUGAUGAAGGUCUGGCCAGUCAGUGCCAAGCUGCAGCCCAAGGAGCUGAUCAAAAUGUUAAUCCAAACCAAAAUACACGACAAAAAGCCAGUAAAAAUCAAAAAUCACCUGUUAAAUCUCCUCUACGACAAUCUCAGCCCACCAGUUUGCAUGGUGACAGAAUGGCAACAAGGUCAUCGCCACGGAAACAAGGUCAGCAGAUGUCACAACAGCAGCAAGCCUCUACCUCACUUGGACUUCCUACUGGCAUGGACAGUCUUCCCAGUGAUAUUCUCUUUGAUGAAGCAAAAUCUGAAUUUGAUGCAAUGGAUGGUCAACUUAUAGAAGAACUCAUGACAUCUGAAGCUUUUGCACCAUUGUUACGACUAAGCCCACCACCUAGUGAUAAAGACUAUUAUUUCAAUCUGGAUGACAGUGAGGGUGCAUGUGAUCUUUUUGAUGUACCGCUGCUCACAAUGUAAUAACUUGCCAUAUUACACUGACAGCCCACCCAUAUCACACAGUGCCAGAUACAUUAUAUAAUUAUAUCACAUUCUCUGUCAAAAUUUUAAAACUCCCUGAAAACACUGUUAUUCUGCUUCUUUAUAGAAGCAAGGUCUACAUUCUGUGUUCUUGAAAAAUAUUUUAUACGAAUAUCUGAAUCUGAAAAUCUACACUGGACAUCGAAUCGUGAUUCUAACAUUCGGAUAUCCAGACUCCAGAUGACAUCCCUAUAAUGAAAAUUCAUCAGUGUUGUGAUUGGUUAAGAUUCUACCAUUGCUUAGCAACCAAUCAGAAUGAUAGCUUGGUGUAAGUCUUAUAUUGAAUAUUCCGCUGCAUAUUCUGUGUGUAAUUUACAUUUCACAACCAAAUAUCUAACAUCGUUGAUGUAAAAAUGUUAUUUUUUGAAUAUCUGUGUAAGAGCAUGCAAAAUAGGGAUAUUCCAGUUUUGUUUUGGGAAUUUGCGUCAAUUUGAGUCUUAUUCUUUCUGUUUAAAAACAGCUAAUAUAUAGCCAGAGCUUGUAGGGAUAUAGAGGUACAUGUAUUUAUGUUUGAGAUUUUUAUUUUCCUUUUGAUAUCAAUAACAUAACACUGUAUGUUUUCGUCUUAGAUAAAAAAAAUCUACAAGUAAUAAGUGUAUUUUCUCUCUCUUAUAAAGUUUGUUAACUUGUGAAGUGAAAUGAAAAUUUUUUGUUUUAAAAAGAUUUAUAUGAGAUCACUAUACAUAAGUUUACUCUGAAAGCUUGAAAAUUUUAUCAAUUUUGUCAACAGAUAGUCAUUGGCUGAAACUGAAUGUCAAGCCUUUGACUUGAAAACACGUUCUCAAUUUUUAAGCAUUGCAAAUAUAGAAUGAUAUUAUGUGCCAUCUUUUUCUGUGGUAGUGAUGUUAGGAUUAUGGUCAGUUGACGAAAAGAAAUGUUUAUACAGUGUAUAAAUAUUUAACAAUUUUGAUGGAUAGAUGUUACCAUAGGGACCAAAAUAUUGUAAAUUGUUUAUCUUUGUAUAAUGUAGUUGCUUACUAAUUAGAAAUGAGAAGUUACGAAUGGUGCAUUUAUAGGUUAUAUGCAUUUCUCUAUGUUGUGAAUGUUAGUAUACAUAUGAGCCGUGCCAUGACAAAACCAACAUAGUGGGUUUGCGACCAGCCUGGAUCCAGACUAGCCUGCACAUCCGCGCAGUCUGAUCAGGAUCCAUGCUGUUUGCUAUCAGUUUCUCUACUUGUAAUAGGGUUUGUAAGCAAACAGCAUGGAUCCUGAUCAGACUGUGUGGAUGCGCAGGCUGGUCUUCAUCCAUGUUGGUCACAAAUGCAUUAUGUUGGUUUUGUCAUGACGCGGCUCAAAUUUUUACAUUGGCAGAAACAGAGAUUUAUUUGAAGAAAAUCUGUAAUUUUAAUUUCUGGUUAGGACUUUCAUUUUUAUGCAAGUAAAUUAUGUGCAUAAUUAAGGUCAUGUAUGUAUAAGCAUUAGUAACGAAUAACCAAAGCAUUUUUAUAUAGACUCUAGGAUGUAUUUUCGCUCCCAUAUUGGGACAAGAUAGAAUCAAGCUUAAUACCGUGAGCAUUUUGCUUUAAUCAGUUAUGUUGUUUGUACAUAUUUUAUAAUUGCAGAUAAAAAAUAAAUGUGUAGGUAUAGUAUUUGAAACAGUGUACAGCAAUUACAAUAGUGUAUAUUGAUAAACAAAAAAAACUGUUUAAGAUAUUUAUGCUUAUAGUUCACUUUGUUACAUCAUGAAUGUAAUUUUAUUUAUUCAUAAUAAUUUGUGCUUAUUACCUUUUUUGUUGUAUUUUUUGUGGUUUUAAACAAAAUUAUGAGAGUUAGAAGACAAGAAUGUUGCUUUAUUUUAGUGUUCAUGACAAAAUUACCGGUAUGAAAGUUUGAAAACCAAAAAAUGUAACUGUUUGCUGCAAUCUGUAAAUGGAAAUUUUCCAUUGUUUUGUUUGAAUAAAUGUGAUAUUACAACAAUGACAUCCAUAGUUUAUGACAUAGGCCAUGAAUGUUGGUGGAGCGGGGUCUUGUUAUUUAAUUAAUAAAAGAAUAUUAACUUUUGUGCCAUGUGACCAAAUAUAUUUAAUGACAAAUACA
Ruditapes philippinarum (Manila clam) is the source of this 3360-nucleotide messenger RNA. RefSeq names its product transcription factor E2F5-like. Bases 169 to 1263 code for a protein of 364 amino acids. NCBI's taxonomy places the organism in Eukaryota, Metazoa, Mollusca, Bivalvia, Venerida, Veneridae. Gene Ontology annotation, cellular component: RNA polymerase II transcription regulator complex. Gene Ontology annotation, molecular function: RNA polymerase II cis-regulatory region sequence-specific DNA binding; protein dimerization activity; DNA-binding transcription factor activity, RNA polymerase II-specific. The record is from RefSeq and is a predicted model, not a curated record. The transcript is spliced from 9 exons. Gene Ontology annotation, biological process: regulation of transcription by RNA polymerase II.